This is a messenger RNA of Mesorhabditis spiculigera, 2190 nucleotides long. Lineage: Eukaryota; Metazoa; Nematoda; Chromadorea; Rhabditida; Rhabditidae. The record is from the annotation of a GenBank genome assembly.
AUGAUCUCGCUGAUCGACGAGCUGAAGAAGGUGCCCGAUUGUGCCGUCAACACGGCGCAAGUGAUCAGAUUCUACUAUGCGUUCGCGUUGAAUCGCCGCAACAAAAACAAAGAUCGUGACAAGGCCCUCGAAACAGUACUCCUCAUCGUCCAAGAAGCCGAGAAAGGGAAGGAUGGCAAGGACGGGAAGCAAGAACUGAGCCCGGACAUCAUCUGCCUGGCCGGCCGCAUCUACAAGGACAAAUUCAUCGCCAGUGGCUAUGAGGACAAGUCGAGUCUCGAUUCGGCCAUUGAAUGGUACCGCAAGGCUCCGAUUGAGAAGGACAAACAACAACCCCUCUUCUGGACCGAGCUCUUCAUGGAAGCCACCGACAGCGAGACGGCCGAAGUCCACUGCGCUCGUUUCCCGGUCCUCAUCCAGGAGCUCAAGCAAUUCUCGCCCUCGUUCCUGACGAUGAACCUCGGCGAGGGGUCGAUCAUCCUCUCGCACGUCCUCGAAAACUCGCAGCACAAGAAGCCGCCGCCUGGUAUCCACCGCUGGCACUUCACCGCCCCAAACAUCAAGGCCGUGUCGAAGAGCAAGCGAGAUGACCGUAGCAUGUUUCUCUACGUACACGAGAACUCGGACGAUUUCAACCUCGUCUUCCCCUCUGCGCCGCAUUGCACGAAGGUUAUCGCUGCCCUCGAAGAAAUGAUGCAGGGAGCGGACAAUAUGGGAAAAGUUCUCAACGACAUUGACUAUGACAAGAUGCAGUUCGAAUACGAGACGGACAAGCAGGGGAAUCGCGUGAAUCUCGGCAGCGGAACAUACGGUACCGUAUACGCGGCCCGCGACCUCACCACGCAACGCCAGAUUGUCGUCAAGGAGAUCGAAGUGAAAUUCGACGAGGAGGUGCAACCGUUGAUGGAAGAGAUCCAGCUCCACUCGACGUUGUGUCACAACAAUAUUGUACAGUAUCUGGGUUGUGAUCUGGUGAAACGCGACUUUGGCAACGACGUCUUCCUGAUCUUCAUGGAGCACGUCCCGGGAGGAUCACUCUCAAAUUUGUUGCGCCAAAAAUGGGGAGCACUCAACGAGCCGCCGAUGGUCCUUUAUGGAAAGCAGAUCCUCGGAGGACUCAAAUACCUCCACGAGCAAAAAAUUGUCCAUCGCGACAUUAAAGGAGAUAACGUGCUCGUGAACACGUACAGCGGAGUCUGCAAGAUUUCUGAUUUCGGAACGUGCAAACGACUCGCUGGCCUCAACCCGAAUACAGCGUCUUUUACGGGCACCCUGGUCUACAUGGCGCCCGAGGUGAUCGAUCACGGACAGCGCGGAUACGGUGCCCCGGCCGAUAUCUGGAGUUUUGGCUGCACCAUGGUCGAGAUGGCCACCGGGAAACCGCCUUUCUUGGAGCUCCUAUCACCUGAAGCUGCCUUGUUCCGUGUCGGCAUGUUCAAAUGCCACCCACCGAUCCCCGAGGAGAAACUGACAGAGAAAUGUGUCCAGUUUAUCAAGAGUUGUUUCGACCCCGACCCAACCGCUCGCCCCACAGCCGCCAAGCUCAUCGAGGACAUUAAUGGGAUUGUGUCCUCAAGAAAUCGCAGCGGAUCCAUCACGAAGAAGCCGACGAUCGAGCCGUCGAAUCGGCAUAAAGGAGAAUUCGCACGCUCCACCUCGCACAUUGGCGGGAUGGGAAUCGAGAAAAAGGGCGAAGAUGGUCCCACCACGGAUGGGGCUACGGUGGCCGAGGGUGGACCCCUAAAGGGCCGCACCACUUCGGUCUCAAAAGAAGAGAAGCGUCUCCACCUCCGAAUCGACCACGCCAGAAACCGCACUUUCUCCGCUUCACCGGCCGACCCGCAGGCAGCGAUGACCAUCUCGCCGAACCCGAUGUUCCCCUUCAGCCAGCCGAACAGUCCAAUUUCUGAUGAAACACAGCAGCCGCAACUCGUCACCAGCCCCGGUUCGGUCCUUUCGACUCCGAUGAGCGUCGGCCAUCCACCGCUGCUGAAUCGUACGAUUGUCCACAUCUGGUUCAACCAGUUGAUGCAGAACGCAAAGUCGACCAUUUACGUCACGAGAAAUAUGCUUCGUACCCUGCUGGACGGGAUGCGCAAUUAUUUGCUGUCGAAGGACGUGCAGCCGAUUAAGGAUUGCCUCAAUGACCUCGAACGCUCCUCGACUACGAGCCGACGGCAAUUUCUCAGA